AUGGGCUGCUCUUCCAGCGUGAGUGUGAUGCACGACGAUGUGGAAGAUACUGGCGUCGCCCGUGUCGUCUUCACGGACGGCGCUGGACAAGAGUUCGUGCAGCAGUCUGCGCCGUUCAAGGAGGGCCUUCGACGCUUCAACUCCAUGCGAGUCAGCGACAAAGAUGCUUCUGGAAUCAACGUCCCGCUUGCAAGCACCCACAACCACCAUGUGAAGCAGCUCAACAAGUUCCUGGCGGCCAUCGAGCAGAACCCGAGGUUGCUGGAGAAGAGGGUGCUGCCCAGCCAGGUUCCCAAGAACUGCGGCCGGACAGCGGCGCUCCUGAAAGUUGACAAGGAACUCUCGGAGAAGAGCUGGGCGGAGGCUAGCACAGAUGUGUCCAGCCCGGGCAGCAUUGUUUAG
This is a messenger RNA of Symbiodinium sp. CCMP2456, 402 nucleotides long. The record is from the annotation of a GenBank genome assembly. NCBI's taxonomy places the organism in Eukaryota, Dinophyceae, Suessiales, Symbiodiniaceae.